This is a messenger RNA of Fusarium sp. VM40, 825 nucleotides long. The record is from the annotation of a GenBank genome assembly. Lineage: Eukaryota; Fungi; Ascomycota; Sordariomycetes; Hypocreales; Nectriaceae.
AUGGGCUCCUCCGACAUCCCGCCCCCUUCAGCACCAACGUGGCUCGUCCCCGCCUCAACAGCUUGUCUGUCAACAGGCAUAACCUUCUGGCUCAUCGCCUACAUCCUCAUGGUGCGUCGCUCUCUUGCCACGCAUGCUACGCCCGCUCCUCUUCUCGCUCUGGGCCUCAACCUCGCAUGGGAAGUCGUCUACGCGCUUGGCGUAUGUGAGGCCCCCAUCGAGACAUUCGGGUUCACGCUAUGGCUACUCCUUGAUAUACCCGUUCUAUACGCCACGAUCAAAACAGCCCCGCGAUCUUUCUCAACAAGUCCUCUCGUUGCGCGCAAUGUGCCGCUGCUGCUGUUCAUCAUCUUUGUCGCGGGACUGGUGGGUAAUGGCAUGUUUGUCUGGUGGUGGCUCAAGGAGCCGCACCGUGGGUACGGUAUCAAAUGGGGGAAGACUUGGAAGGGUCUUGAGGCGAGGGAUACUACCGAGUUGGCCUUUUGGUCGGCUGGUGUGGCGCAGAUGAUAUUCAGCGUGUCGGCAUUGGCUAUGCUUCUCCAGCGUGGCCAUUCUGGCGGUCAGAGCUAUGCAAUUUGGUUUUGUCGCUUCGUCGGCACCGUCAUGGGUCUACCUAUUUCCUGCAUAAUGUUGUGGUGGUAUUGGCCAGAGGCCCACGGCUUUGUCUUCCAUCCUCUCGGCCUCUUCUUCGUUGGUACCUCGAUCCUCUGUGACUUGGCGUACCCGUUUCUGUUGGCUUACGUUCGAACCACGGAGAGGGUUUUGCCCGAUGGAAGUCUAACAGAUGGAAGAAUUGAAGCCGAAGCGGUGAAGAAGCAACAAUAG